Saccharomycodes ludwigii is the source of this 1245-nucleotide messenger RNA. It is a transcript of the gene SDS3, whose product is annotated as Sds3p. NCBI's taxonomy places the organism in Eukaryota, Fungi, Ascomycota, Saccharomycetes, Saccharomycodales, Saccharomycodaceae. The coding region runs from base 1 to 1245 and encodes 414 amino acids. The transcript has a single exon. Gene Ontology annotation, molecular function: histone deacetylase binding. The record is from RefSeq and is a predicted model, not a curated record. Gene Ontology annotation, cellular component: Sin3-type complex. Gene Ontology annotation, biological process: negative regulation of transcription by RNA polymerase II.
AUGGAGCAAAAAUCGCAACAAACAACAGAAUUACUAAACCAUCCGAUUACGGCUACUACUACUUCGAACGCCGUUACAACUAAUUCCACACUAUCUAAUAACCAUAGGCAAAACAUUACAACAACUAUGACUAAAAAAGAUAGAAAAAAAAGACAGGCUUUAGAAACAAAAGUGAUGAAAAUUACUAACAAAUUCUGUCAAGAUAAAGAUUUACAUUAUAAAGAGAGAUUGGCCAAAUUGCAAACAAACUUAACAACAAUGCACCAGGGGAAUAAUCCCGAGUACAUCAGACUAGUUCGGGAUUUAGAAGAAGAAAGAGAUUUAGAAUUAAUUAGGUUACGCUAUUUUGAAGAAUAUAGAGUUUAUAGGGCCAGCUUAGAAUUUCAACAAGAUAUUGAACAUCUAAAAUUAGAACAUGAAAAUUUAAUAACCUUGUGUAAGAAAAAAUUGUAUCAACAAUUGGAAAAUAAAUUACAAUCUUUACAAGAAGAGAAAUUAUUGUUAGACGUAGCCAAUUCGCACUCCUAUGCCAUGGAUUACUCUAGACCAAUCACCAAUUUUAAAAAUACAAGAAAUAGCAAUAGUACCGCAAGCAAUUUCCUUGGGGUAAAUGACAACAGCGGUAGUGCAAGCGAUUUUGAUAAUACAAAUGGCGAUAAUAACGAAGUAAGAUUACUAGCACAGAUAAACGAGGGCUAUAGUAGUGGCGAGAAAGGUGUUAAUAUUAACAACACCAGUACAAAUAAUCUUAGUGGGAAUGCUUGGCAUGAUUCUUCUUCCACAGAUGAUAUAAGUAGCAGCAGCAGCGCAUUUAACAAUGGUAUUGGUCGUCGGUCAUUAAGGAGACGAGUAACAACCAAACAAGCAGCUUUAGCCGCUGAUAAUAAUAAUAGUGAAGAUAAUAGAAGUACUAAUCAUCAUAUAAAUGGUACCGGCAAGAAUCAUAGGAACGGCGGUAACAAUAGACACAAUAAUAAAAAUUCCGAUGAUACAAAUAAAAUUUCUGAAGAGUGGACAAAAUCUUUAUCUGAAUAUUCGCAAUUACAUGCUUUAAUCUUUGGUACUACAGACGAGGAUGGUAAUAACAACAACCAUACCCAUACUAAUAAUAAAAGAAAAGGUUUUGGUAGAUAUUCAACGAAAUCUGCACCGCCUUUACAAUCCUUAAGUAGGAACGAAGUGACAGCUGAUAUUAAUUUGAUAAGAUCCUUGACUGGGCAACAGCCAUCACCAUUUAGUUGUUAA